AUGGAAGCGGCCUCGAGAUGGCUUUGUAGCUUCUAUGCAGACAAAGUGAAAAUUCAGCACUGCCGAUCAGUAAUAACGUGUGGAGAAACCGCACUAAUUUGUCGUAUCGAGUUAACCAAUCCUAAUUCAAAGUUUAAAGAUUAUCACGAGAAUAAAAUUACAAUUUUUAACCGCGAUAAAAACGCGGUAGCUGUGGAAGACUGUGAAUUUUAUAUAAACGAAGUAAAUCCUCGACAACUCAAUGUUCGCUGUUACGCUCGUUGCGCUGGGAGAGCUACAGUAAGGCUGGACCUUGGGAAAUGGUAUCAAUUUGAAGGUAAGCGACACAUAUUAUCACAGUAAACCACAUAGUCCACACUUGAUAGUUCUUUCAGCGGUUCGAUCUAAACAGUUUCCCGUAAAGGUCAAGCAAAGCCAUCAUAAUUAUUCAUUGCAACUGUAUGCCGCUUUUAUCGCAAGACUCGCGAUUUUGAGCACAACCUCACGGUCUCGUGAUAUGAAAUGCAAGUAGAUAUGAAACUCACGAUAUGAAAGGCCAACAGAAAUAUAAGAAUAUAAAGCUAAAGGCUAAAUUACCAAACGGUAAUAAAUUAUGAUCGACUAGAAUUAAGAUUGCUCGAACGUUUUAACAUAAGUGCGUAUACGAUCGAACAGUGGCAUUUUCUAAAUGUUUCAGUUGUUUUAUUCUGUUAAAGUGAUCCAAGGAAACUGUGAAAUUUGUGCGAUAGUCGUUAUUUCGUAGCAUAUACGUUUAUCAUGCUGUCGUCGAGUGGUAGGCCCGGAAAGGUCGCAGGUAUUGUCGUAUCAAACAAUGUUCAUAAUUAUGUUGUAGUAUGCACAAAUCAGACGACAAACUGUUCUAUUAUAUUACAUUUACUUCUCAAACAAAUCAUUAUUGUAGGACAAAUUCGACUUGAUAGGCCAUAUAUUUGAAUCAAAUUUUGGGCGCCAGUGUACAGUAAGUAGCGAUAAAGCGAAAAAUACAAGCCUUUUGUCAGGAAAUUAAUAGCGUGCAGGUUGGUAAACAAUGCAAAAGCAAUCACGCGAUAAAAAUAAAUAAAUUAGAAGGAUUUAAUCAAAACAAAGUGUAUAUACAUUAACAGAACAUGUAAAUCACACUACAGAAUAAAUUAAUAUGGGCAUAUUAAACUGGGAAUGACUUGCCGCAUUCUGACUAUAUACUAUAGUUAUGCCGGUUGUUGUUUUCUAGCCCUCUUUGACGGUCACUUGCAUGUCCAAUUGUCAACUAUUACUAAAAUUGAACUAUAUGACUAUGUAGAGUGCUGCAUAGGUCGUGCCUUGACAACAAUGGUCACAAAACGACAAAUGAAUCGAAAAGUGAUACAUAAACACCGCGGUCUGCCUACUACCGGGAGUAUAAAAAAAGAAGACUUUAGAAAUUGUUCUAUUGUUAUAAUUUCAAUGCCAAUUAUAAAUUAAAUAUUGCUAAGUGUACGGAUGCGUAAAAUAUUGACCGCUACACGUGCAUACACUACAAUAUCUUUGUUGUAUGCACAAGCGCACAGUACUUUGCUGUUGAGAGAAAUGGGGGCCACGUCGAAGGACACGGUGCUUGAUAUUUCGAUAUUAGUGCAUUAAGGCUUGAGCGCUACGUUAAAUUAACAAUACGCCUACUCAGGGGACAAGAAAUAGACAAGGAAUACAAAUCGUAAACCGUAAACGCAAAGCGUAACGUGAUUGACACAUGAGUCGGUUGAAUGCGCAAAAUUAUCCUAUAAAGUUAUCUUGAAGACUAGUGAGGAAUUAAGAUGUUUUCGUAAUAUCUAAUGAAACACAAUUAUUAAUCACAAAUACAAACGUUAUGCAUAAAUACACAUGUUCUCUGAGUAUGCGAUGCGCUAACUCAGACAACAUUGUUUACAUGCAUUCCCGCAUUAAGUCUGUAACGUAUAAAAUCCGAUAUUACUCCACCCCAAAACUCAGCGAUCCAAAUAUCGCAUUUGCAGAGACGUUGCAAGAAAAAGCAACACCAAGUCAACUUCCAAGAAAGUGCAGAGUAGGAUAAAUACAAAAUCCACAGAAAAACGCGGUAAAAUUCGUUGACAAAUGAAGAAAUUGUUUGAGACUGAAAUAUUCACUCAUUAUAAAUGACCGCCAUCUUCAAAACAGAUCUGUAUAGUAAACUGGAACACCGAAAACUGAACCUGCGAUGCGCUAACGCAAACUCGAUUUCUCGACGACGAAAAAACCCAGAAACCCCGCUAGAAAAUUAGGGAUUUAAGACAUUUGGCCUUAAGCCUGGUUCACACGAUGAAAUAAGCAUGAGCACAAGCAGCGAAACCUUCCAUGUGCAUAAACGUAAGCAUAAGAAGAACAAAUGUUGCGUUCUUCUUAUGCUUACGUUUAUGCACAUCAAAGGUUCCGCUGCUUGUGCUUGUGCUUAUGCUUGUGCUUAUGCUUAUUUCAUCGUGUGAACCAGGCUUUACAGGCCAGUGUGAUAAGCAGUGGUUAUCUGUUGACAUGUUGGAUGAAAUGGAAAAUCUUUUAAACUGAUAAUUUCCAUGCAUAAAAUUCAAUGAAGUUAUGCGCGAUUAUGCACACGUGGCUUAGCGCAGUGUUCUGGCAUUUAAAUUGUAACAUUAGGCUAUUUCUAAAGGUCUUCUUUCAUACACCGUGUAUUACUAAAUCGCUAACAAAGGCUGCCGCUCGCAAGUGUAUCGCUCGAAACAAAUUAUAGAUGCAUUAUAGAUAGAUGGUUUUACCAGUUCAAUACCUUGACUUGCAGUAUAUAUUCUGAAUUGCUAAGAUUUUUUUUUUUUGGGGGGGGGACAUUUUUUGAAAAGGGACUUUUCUGUGAGAUAAUAUAUUAGAGGGGGAUAGCAAUGGCUGAAGGUUACGUGUGUGGCCAAUAUAUCACGCGUGAAUGGGGGUGGUCUGGGCGCGUACUCCCCCAGAAAAUUUUUGAAAAUUGAAUCCCGGAAAUGUCAUUUCCUGCAUUCUGAGCAUCCAAAUUUGCUCCAAAAUUUAUGCUAACUAUACUUGUAUUUAAAAUAAAUAAAGGAAAAAAUGCACAAAAAGUACAAAAAAAUUAACCAUCAUUUAUCAUUACUUAUUAGAGUAGGAUGGGAAUGGUCAGGUGUGUGGGAGUAUGCUCCCCCAGAUAUGAAAUAUCUGAUAGAAAAAAUGAUAAAUAAAAGAUAGAAAAAAUGCACAAAAAGUAAAAAAGAAUAUUAACUGUAAUUUAUCAUUACUUAUUAGAGGGAUAAUCUGCAGAAAAUUUUUGAAAUUUGAAACCCGGAAAUGCUAUUUCCUGCAUUCUGAGCAUCCAAAAAAUAAAAAAAAUUAUUAACAAUAAUUUAUCAUUACUUUAUAGUGGUAGAAAAAAGUAACAAUUUAAAUCGAUUUUGUUAAACAAGGACAAAGGAUAAAGCCUAAAACUUACUUUCCGUUUAUGUAUUUGUUAAUCUUCGCUGGUUUGUUUCUAUAAUUUUAGGGAAAAGGGACUUUUCUUCCCCCCUCUACUUGUAUGUUAUAAAAGGCCCUGUCCCACCGUGGUCAGGCAUAUUUUUCACGCUUGACCGGUUUGGAUAUACACUCAGAGUAACAUCACAAACAACAUGUUUACUCGUCAAGCAAUAAAAUUCAUAAACAUAAUAUUCAAUGUAUACUUGCCCUGUAUUUUCGAUUUCCCAUAUAGUAUAUCAAUUCUUCUUAUUCCUUGAAGGUAAAUUUCUUCAAAACUCAUUGUUUUGUAUAAAACGAUUUCCCAAAUAUAUAUUUUUAAAAAUUGAAAUCUUGCCUAUCGCACUUCUGGAAAGCAGAGAUCAGUCAGGAUGUCCGCCCACACACAUACACAUGACACGACUUUUGGCCGCGUUAAUUAAUGCUUUCUUACCCGCUGGUGUAAAUAGCCGAACGGAAUUAGUACCGUCGCCCUGGGCUUAAGCCCGGAACGGGGCUUCGCGCCGUUGGCUCGGGGAUUAAAAUUAUAUUCCAUUUCUGUUAAUCCUAUAGUCUAUGACUAUUAUUAAGACUAUAGUCCAUGGCUAUUAAGAUUAUCGUACAUAACAAUAAAGAUUAUAGUCAUAAAUAUUUAGAUAAUUGUCCAUGACAAUUAAGACUACUGUCAAUCUCUAUUAAAACCGUCUUUGAUAAUUAGUAAUCCUAUUACCCAUGACUAUUAAAAUUUUAGUCCGGGACUAAUAAGACUAUAUAUAGUUCACGACUAAUAAAAUAGUAGUGACAUAGCAACUAAAAUUAUAGUCAUAACUAAUAAGACUUUAGUCCUUGACUAUUAAGACUAUAGUCACAGAAUAAAGAUUAGUAACCGAAGGGCCACUCAGCGGUGCAACGUGUCCUCGUUUUUUUAUGCAAAAAUAUCCAGUUUACUGGCCAGAAGGCGGAGCAAGCAGACAGUAAAGCGCGUCUAUUGGCCAGAAAAUGUGAUUGACUAGCUAGGAAAAUGGCGGCCAACAUGCGUAAUGCGACAUGCGCGAGGAGAGAAACUUCAAAGCUUCGGACGUAAGUGGCCCUUCUAUAUGGAUCUUUAUCUAUGCCAUAGUCAUAGCCUAUUAAGAACGGUCGGUGCAAGUGCAUGUAGUGACGAUAAUAAGAUUGAUAUGUAUGCAACAAAUUACCGAAAAAUACGAGCAGAAUUUCGACUGUUCGAGCGAAGCGACCUUCACGGGAAGUUGCAGUGGUAGCGUGGAUCGGGAAAAUUGGCUGAACUUUUUUGCCAUAUAAAAGCGACCACGUGAAAAAACAUAAACCGAUCAGAUUGAAUUAGUCUAACCAAAAGGUAAACAAAUAUGUAAAUCAUAUUACAGAAUAUCUUAAUACAAAUAUACAGAAAACUACAAUAAUUACAAAUAAUAGAUAGAAAAAAAAUUGCAAUAAGGUGAGCAUUUAAAGACUGUUAAUGUCUGCUUUUGAUCGGCAAAGAGAGAAAGAGCUAAACACAGGAAAAACGUUCACUACUAUCAUAGGAAUAGACAGUGCCAGGUUUGGGAAUGAGGCGCAUUCAUCUCUUUUUCGGCUAUCAUUGCUUCCAGUAAUUCGACAGAGGUCUCGAAUUUUCAUGUCUGAAAAACUAUAAUUGCCACUAUUAAAAUAUCUAGCAACAGGUUUGCUAGUAUCGUUGGCAAUGACUGCACGGCGAUACUCGCCAAGCUUUGUCCUCCUUGUUUCUCCAAUAUAAGGUAUGCCACAUCUCGUGCAUGAGAUGCAGUAGCUGAGAUGGGAGGAGGUCCAUGUGAAAUGGUCGUUAACAUAGUUCUUAGAUUUUGGUGUCGAAAUGGCAGUAGCAGAAGUUAUAAAAUUAUAGGUACUGUAUUCCAUUGGGGCACCCAACAAGUGUUAUGUUAUGUAUAAACAAGUAAAAGGUUUUUUAUUUCAUAAAUCUAGAUGAUAACAAUAUGUUCUAUAGUGUUUUUACGAAUAUCGAGUCCUAACCAAAACAUCGUAGUUUGGGGUGUCCGUGUUCAUUUUAAGGGGCAAUUAUGUACCAGGCUGCUGAGUACACCCCAUAACAUCUCUCUCCUUCAGGGUUCUACAUAAACAUGUUUUUAAACUUGCAUUAGGACUCAGUCACAUAGUCCUCGAGAUAUGCUGGUCUACGUGUUUGUCUAUUGGAUGUUCUCCUUGUACCAUUGGGAGCUGCAUGCUCUUCAGGUUCAUGAGCAACCGAUUCUUCGCAUUCUGGCAGCUGCUGUCGGUCUGGAACAUCAUGUUCUUCCAUUGGCAAUUCUAUGUCUGCGUCUAACUCGUCUGGUUCCACAGUUUUGCGAAGAUGCCUGCGAUUUCUUCUAUAGUUUCCUCCAUCAUCAGUUGCAACAAUAUACGACCUCGGACUAGCAAUCGCUUUCACCUUUCCUUUCUUCCAGCUUUUCUUUCUUUUCUCUGGCAUCAUACGGACUGCAUCACCGACCUUGAGUGUUGGAAGUUUCUUUGACCCCUUGUCGUAAUAGUAAGCUUGUUUAGUUUUUGCCUGUUGGAACUCCUGUUUUGAAGAAUGCAUACAGGGAGGCCCAAGCAAUUUACUUUUACAAGAAUUGUGGAUCUUGUUCUCCUUCCACAUAAUCGUUGUGCUGGCGAGGUACUCAUACCUUCUGAUGGUGUGUUCCUGUGUUCGAGAAUGGCCAGGUAAGGAUCUGCUUUCGCAUCUAACGCUUUCAUCAUAAUCCGCUUUGCGGUCUUCACCGCACUUUCUGCUUUCCCGUUGGAUUGAGGAUAUCGACGCGACGAUGUUACAUGUUCGAAUUCAUGUUGCGCAGCAAAGUCCUGAAACUCGCUGGAACUGUACUGUGGCCCGUUAUCACUGACUACCCACUCAGGUACACCGCAAUGUGCCAUGUGUGCCUUUAAUUUUUGGAUAACUUCAGUGCUUGUCUUCGAGUAUAAUCUGUCUACUUCUAUAAAGUUAGAGUAGUAGUCCACUGUAACAAGAAAGUCUUUGUUUCGAAGCUCAAACAGAUCUGUUGCGAUCGACUCCCAUGGACGUGUUGGGACUGGAGAACUCAUAAGAGGUUCUUUCUGGUUUGUUGCUCGAUACUGCGCACAAAAAUUGCACUUCGCGAUGACAUCCUCGAUGUCCUUGUUCAUCCCUGGCCAAUAGAAUACUUCCCUUGCUCUUAUAAGUGUAGCCUGUACCCUGCCAUGGUUGUAGUGAAGUUUUUCUUUUAUUUCUGUUCUCAAUCCUUCUGGCACAAUCAACCGCUCUCCUUUAAAAAUAACUCCAUUUUGUACUGUCAACUCAUCGCGAAAUGGGUGAAACUUCAGCUUGUGUACUUGGCCACGCUUCUUUCACAAUUGGAACCAACGCGUGCAGGUGGCUGUCUGCCUCCGUGUGCUCUUUAAUUUGGACUAAAGUAGUUUCUCUUACCGCUAGGUUCUGCAACAUAUCAAUUUGCUCUACUUCUCUUUCCGUUGCUGAUUUUGUGUCAUGCAUUAUCAUUACUACUUCUAUCUCUCCGGCAUUAGGCUGGUGGAGAGUUGCGCGACUUAGUGUAUCUGCCAUAAACAUAAGUGGCCCCUUCUUGUACACAAAUUCGAGCUCAAACUUCUGGAGUUGUAGCAUCAUUCUUUGUAAGCGUUUUGGUGCACUUAGUAGACUUUUCUUCAAAAUAGACUCUGGUGGUUUGUGAUCUGAUUCCACUUUUACGUUUCGACCAUACAGAUAACUUUCGAAUCUUUCCAACCCAAACACGAUGACCAGCAUCUCUUUCUCGAUCUGAGCGUACUGCACUUCAGUUGGUGUUAGAGACCUUGAUGCAUAUGCCACUGGUUGAUUGUUUUGUAAAAGGCAUGUUCCAGCGCCAUGGACGCGUCACACUGCAGGACUGGCAUUACAUUGGGGUCAAAGAACCGUAGUACUGGUGGUUCUGAGAGGAUCUGCCGGAUUUCAUCCAACGCUUUCCCAUGUACAUGUUCCUUCCAUAUGAAUUCAUUUCCUUUCUUGAUCAGAUCACGUAGAGGUGUAGUAUUUUCAGCUAGCUUAGGGGCAAACUUCUGGACAUAGUUCACCAUGCCAAGCAAUCGCUGCACUCCCAGCUUAUCUGUGGGGACUGGCAUGUUUCGGAUGGCCUUCGUUUUCUCGGGGUCAAUCUUUAGUCCAUCCAAUGUAAUACGAUGGCCCAUGUAGCUUACCUCUUUGAGUUGAAGUUGGAUCUUGUCAGGGUUCAGCUUGAGACCCUUCUCUUUGCAUCGUUCCAUCAAGCCCUUGAGGUUCUUGUCGUAGUCUAGAUAAGCUUCUUCAUCGGUUGCACCACUGCCAUAAACAAGAAUGUCAUCUGCAUUGACUUUGAUUCCAGGGAGACCCACCAAGAUUUCAUUCACACGACGUUGAAACACUUCUGGUGCGGGUGAUAUGCCAAAGGGCAUGCGAAGCCACCGGUACCGACCCCACGGAGUGCCAAAAGUUGUUGCAUAGGAACUUGGCUCAUCAAAACGGACAUGCCAAGACCCGUUUUUGGCAUCAACGACUGAGAAACAGCGAGCCUGGGCCAAAUGUCGUCAAUGGUGGGUGAAGGGUAAUGGUUACGCUUGAGAGCUUUAUUUGAUGGCUUUGGGUCAAUACACAAUCGGAUGUCACCAUUCUUCUUGACUGUAACCACAAUAGCCGAUAUCCAGGUCGUCGCUGUAUCUACAGGAGCUAUGACGUUCACAUCGACUAGUCGGUUGAGCUCUGCUUUGAGUUUAUCUUUCACAGCCAGUGGAAUCCUUCGUGUUGGGAGCUCGACUGGGGAGAUGGAUUCAUCAAUCUGCAGAUGCAAUGUGCCCGGUAAAGUUCCUUGACCCUGGAACACUGCUGGAUACUCCUCAAUGAGAUGCUGUUUGGUGAUAAACUUGGGUACAUCUUUAACAUUUGACUCGGUAGUAAAAAUGUUCUCUUUGUUAACUGCAAGUAAGUUCAUGAGUUGACUAGCUUUAGCCCCGAGUAUGGACUUGCAAUUCUCUUCCACGACCAUAAACUCUAUACUGUAUUUCUUGUUAUUCUUAGGAUUAAUAACUUGAAUCCUUGUCUUUCCGAUAGGCUUCACUUCGGACCCAUUGUACAUUACAAAGGUGGUGUUUGUUUUCACCAGCUUCGUCUCAAUAGGCUUUUGAAAACAACCUGCCAGUGUCCUUUUAGAUACUGUAAUACAUUUAUUGUGGCUCCACUGUCAAUUUGAAAACUUUCUAGGUUUUUGUUAAUCAUCAAGGGGGCACUUGGUUUGUAGGUGUAUUGAUCAGAGUUAACUGCACCUACCUCUUCUUUGAUCUCCACCAGACCUAUAUAUUCUCCCUCCGAUGAGUCUGUAUCAUCGUUGACGCCGGAUACUGACUUUCGUUGGCUAAAUGGUCUUCGUUGAGCAUUACAGACGACUGCAAAAUGAUUCUUUCUUUUACACAAUGAGCAUGUUUUGCCCCAGGCUGGGCAUUUGAACUUAUCUCUGGGAUAAGAUUUGUUGCAGAAUUUACACUUGAUUAACACUUCUUCAACUCUUUUCUUGACUCGCUUCCUUUGCUCUUUGUACUGUUCUUUUCCAACAGCCAAAACUUGCUCACCUUCAGCUUUCAUCGAUUCGAGUUGCUUCGCCGUCUUUUCACAACACCGAACUAUAUCUAUACUUUGUUGCAGAGUAAGCUUUGAGACUUGCAAUAAUUUCUUUCGUGUGGCGUUGUCCUUAAUACCCAUGACAAUACGAUCUCUUAUCAAGUUGUUCUUCCAAAUUACCAAAGUUGCAUGUCUUGGCUAAAGUACGAAGGGCUGCAAAGUAAGCAUCAGCCGUUUCGUAUGACUCUUGAUCUCUUUUAUUAAAACAAUACCGUUCGUACGUCUCAUUUUUCUCUCCAAUACAAUACUUUUCCAACUUGCUUACAACAACAUCGAUGUCCUUUCUCUCGUCUUCAUUCGCGAAGUCCAGUCCGUCAAACACAUCAAGAGCAUCAGCUCCAAUGCACGUCAACAGAGUCGCUGUUCUUAAUUUUUUAUUUGUACUAGGGUUAUUCGGAUCCCGCUGAGACGUGCUAGCGCUGCUAUUUUGUAGUUGUUCCACGCACGAUAAAACCUUUUCCAAUUCGUUGCCGGAUUACCUGUCAUGGCCAGCUGCGGUGGCAUGGGCAAAUUCACCGGAAUUUGUAUAAUUUUAACCUCCUGAGACGCCACGGACGUUGUCGGUUCAUCUUGGGCCGACAUAUUUAAUAUUUUUACAAUAUCUCCUCGAAUGUUUCACACUUUCGCCUCGUCUUGCGCGAGUUCACGGAGCUGCUGCUGCACAAUAAUAUGUCGAUAGUAUUUUUACGAAUAUCAAGUCCUAACCAAAACAUUGUAGUUCGCGGUGUCCGUGCUCAUUUUAAGGGGCAACUAUGUCUCAGGCUCCUGAGUACACCCCGUAACAACAAGGAAACGUUUCAUUCUGUGAGGACGAAUCCUGUGGCAGGGUGCUAUGAACAAGGGUUGCACGGACAUUUUUGCUGUGCCGAAAAAGGAGCAAAGGAGUUAAUGUAAGAUUUUUAGGGUCGUUUUUCAAGAUAUAGAAACUCCUCCUAAUGACAUCUUUAAUUUUAAAAAUUGCAGAUUUCAUCAGGAGGAUUUUCCAUAUCCUCAAAAAAGACCAUGAAACAUCUUCCAUAGUGCACCACCCUCACUGCCUGCUGCUGACAUCGUUAUUGGAGCGCUACUCUCCACUCGCUCUACCCAGUCUAAAACUGCCACUAUAUGUACUAUUAAUAUUCACCCUCUUUCCUGGUUUUUCAACGUGAAAAACCAGGAAAUACCUUUUGGUAAUUUACCAUUAGAAAGGUCAACAUUGAGUUGGUGGAGUUGCGGCUAAGGAAGCCAAACAUGAUUUCCCAGGGAAUUAAUCGUAAGGUUAUGCCAAUUUUGUGUAAUGGAAAUUGAUCUAAUAUAUGCAGAUAUGUGCAAGAUGUAGGUGAGUAAGAUAAAUACACGGAAUACAUAGAAACAAGUAUGAAGUAAUGUGAGAAAAAUGAUAGAAAUGAAAGUACUGGUAACGUCUGUUGAUGUCAAGCAUAGAUGGAUUGAAGGUCGACGGUGCCAUGUUCCGAAAUGAUACACAUUUCCUGUCUUGUCAAGAUGUGGGGAAGAGGACUCGAGAUUUAACACCUGGAAACCUGUCAUUAUCAUCAUAUAAAUAUCUGGCAGCUUGUCGGUAUAACGUCAAACGGUCUGUGCAAGUCUAGGUAGUAACAAAAAUACCACUUACUCGAAACGUCGUCGUUUUAUUGUAUUUUUCAAGUAGUUGAAUCGUUAUCCAUCCGCGCGUUUACAACAUGGCGGUAGCAUUUUUACAAAUGACAGCACGGCGAUGGUGCCUUUUCAUCAAAAGACUUCUGGUUUUCCCAACAUAAAGUAUGCCUGAUCUACUGCAUGAGACGCCAUUGGUAAGAUAUUAGACGAUCUGCACGUAAAACGAUGUCGCAUGUUGCAUUUGUGAUGAUGGCGAAACAGUAGUAUAAGAGUCAUCAAAGUCACGUUUGACAUUGAAUCACGACAAUAAAUGUACCAUUUGGUGGAAACGAAUCCUGUGACAAAGAGUUACGGACAGAGGGACGUUAAAGGGCUUGCUAUUUUGUAACAAAUAUACUGAAUUAUUUGCACUCUCAUAUUGACCAAACCUGCUCAGUCUAAUUCUGACGCAUCUAUUAUGACGCCAUUGCAUACAUAAUAAGUGACGCCAAUGUGCCUCUCUCCACUCCUUUGAUAAUUUUAAUUAUCAGUUUCUGCUCUGAGUAAAAACGGUGACCGUUGCAAUUGAUAAUUGUGACGUGAUAAACGGGUAUCACGGAUUUCCUGUCAGCAUAACCUGCGUUUCCAGUCCUUGCAUGUCUUCUGAAUUGCCUAUGAAUUGAAGAAUGCUCAGCGACAGACUACUGUAACUAGAAUACAUGCUUGCAACAACCCCUCUCCCACAUUUUCCAAACAUUGUUUCAACAUGCAUGAAAAAUUCUCAAGUACGCCAACACUGAACGCAGGCUCGGCGUCGCUCGCGUCAUGCUAGCCAUGCCAACACUAUCAUUGGUUUUUUGAAUUUUUUGUACAAAACAGAAAAAAUAAAUGAAUGUUUUACACUUUUAACCACAGAACGAACUGAUUUCCAAAAUAUAUAUAAGAAUAAUUUUAGAAUAAUUUGAACUCCUUUUUUGAGCUUUUAUAUAAUAUUAAAACAAGUCAAUUCAAAUAAACUUUCAUAUACAAUGAAAAAGAAAGCUGUACAUGUUCAUGGCCUUCAGGCGAAAAAUGAAUAGCAAAGUCAUACAUCAACAGUAAAAGAAAAGUUUUCCUAUACUUCAGGAUUUCCCAUACUUAUUGUUUCUUUAAAACUUGAAAAAGGUGAUUUAUAAUUUAUUGUGUGAAACGAUUUCCAAGCUUUCUGUGAUGUUCUUCAAAUCUUUGUUUCCUUCACUCCUGGAAAGCAGCUAUAUUUUUGAGAUGAGUGAUAUGGACACACAUGUAUAGCCAUUCGCCCACGAUUAUUGAUGAACUUUAGACUUCGCAUAAUGCUUUCCUUUUGUCGGGUGUAAAUAGCCGACCGUAAUUAGUACCCUCGCCACGGCCUUCGCCUUACACGCUCCGCGUGUGGCUCUUGGAUUAACUUUGUCCAAGAACGCCUAGUUUCUGCUGCACAUUCAUCUCGCAUUCAAUUCUGUUAAGACUUGCUUAACGCUCGGUUGAGUUGAGCUAAUUACUAUUACUCAACACUAGUGUUGUGGGAUUGACAUUACCUUAUUAAUUAUCAAUUAGACAACGAAGCCGAGUUGUCUAUGAGCGAAUAGUCAACGAGGCGAAGCCGAGUUGACUAUUUGUUCAGAGACAACGAGGUUGAGUUGUCUAAUUGUUUUAGUAUAAACCACAUAAAGAAAACGGAAUUUUUCACUUGAUUUUUAUGUAAAAUAAUAAUGCUUUAACGAAAUGAGCGUUUAAAUGGCUUCCUUUGGCGACAUUUCGCCUCGGCUUUGCCUUUGUUGACAACUACUCAGUGUUGCGAACUCUCAAGAAUGACUUGAAAAAUACAACUUGUGUGUUUAAAAAAAGUUAAGAAACAUGUCGUAGAACAGUAUAAUAGUAAGAGACCGUUAUAGAAGCUAAGUUUGGUUAAUUAAAACUUAUUUAAAAGAAGGAAACAAGGCUUAAAAAGUCCACCUUUCGAACACAAAAUGGCUUCCCGAAUUGUUACUAAAUUAAUAAAUAAAGUUUACUUUAAAAAGCCGAAAAAAAUGCACACACAUGCAAAAGAAUCCGAUUAUCCGAAUGUAGUUGAAAUCUUUAAAAUAUCUGGAACAUAAAGAGGCAAACCAUUUUCAUAAUGUAGUAUACAUAGACAGUAGUUUAGAUUAAAAUUAAAAUCGAAAAACUCGACUUGAAAAGGCUCGAAAAGGCGAAAAACAAACUCGGCCAAAAUCUCAAGAUUUAAUACAUGAACUCGUACUUAAAACAUGAACUAAAUACAUGAACUCGUACUUGAAACAAGCACACACUAAAGAAGUUGAGAAAAUAGGGGUAAAUAGCUACAAAGUAUUGUUGAAUUUCAAUGAUUCUGUUUGGAAUAUUAACAAACAUUGUGCAUAUAUUUAAAAAAAUCGCCUGUCACUUUCAUGUUCAAAACUACGAGCAAAGUUGAGAAAACUUAAAAAGUUUACCGCAUGUGUCAGCAGUUUCCAAGAGUCUUUGUUUGUGUGUAAUCCAGAACCAAAAUUAGGCUAUUUUGAUAAGCUUUUCCCCUUUAAAUGCAGCUUUUAAUACUUAAAAAUGGCCAUUGACUCUCGCGCCCUUCGCCGCUUGUUGCUACUAGUAGGCUAUCACUAAUAGCCUACUAGUAGCGUAGCCAAUCAGAACGCACGAUAGCCAGAAUACAUGAUAGCCUAUUAGUAGGCAGUGGGCUCCAUAUAUAUCUGGAGUAGGAACUUGGUUGCUCAAAAUGAAGCCAGUUUCGUGUUAACCGCGCAUACAAAAACAAUAGAAAGGGACUGGAACUGACGUCCAAGAGCUCCUUCAAUUUCCGCCAUCUUGGCAAGGAGUGUGUUGAAAUUUCGUAUUUUGACUUCGAUUAAAAGAAUAAUAUUGUGAUUUUAUGAACUGAAAACUUGAUUAAUGAUACGGUCUAUUAGAAAAACUGGAAUUAGCUUGGGAAAAUGGUAUAAAAACUGUUUACGACCUUCAGAGCUAUUGGACGUCCAUGGCCGCCGUCUUGGCUUCACUUUUCUUAUUGACCGAAUGACUGAAGUUCUUACUCCAGAUAUAUAUAGAGCUCACUGUUAGUAGGUUUAUACUAAUUUUAAAUAGACACUAAUUAACCGUUACGCUAAUCAACAAUUAUUUUUCUUAGAUCAAGAUAUAAACGUUGACAUAGUUCCGUCGACGCCAAAAUAUCUAAGAAAUGUGGACGUUUGCUGUUAUCAGAGGUCUCAUGAGGAGGAACAUAGAGCAGCCAAUAUGGGCACAUUGUAUUAUGGCACUGAAUCGCUGCUGAAAUUUGAAGUCCUUGACAAGUAUGGAAACUUAAUCGACGAAGUCCGAGAAGAAGGUGACUAUGAUGUUAUGAUAUCGUUCGGGGACAACAAUGUUUUGCAUUCUUUGAAAUGGAAAAUGAGAAAUGGCACAAUAUUUGCGUUUUUUUUGCCAAAGCUGAUUGGAGUAAGGAAGAUGGUUGUACAUUUUGUCGACAAGAGAUCGAAUUCAAUGCAGGAAUCGAUCUUUCCUUACCGAAUGUCCAUUAAUAUCCUUUAUCCACCGUGUUCACCGUUCCUUACGCUGAAGUUUCUUGAUGACAAUCUUGAACAAAAUUGUACGGCAGGCAAAAGUCUUAAUUUCGAAGUGCAGAUUUACGAUAUUUUUGGAAAUCCAGUACUCAAAGACUCGACGGAAAUAUGUGAAAUAAACGUUCAAUCUUCCACUCUUAAAACAGGAGUGAAACAACAUGGAAAAGAACAAGUGAAUAUAAGAAAGAUUAUUUCAGAAAAAAAAUUAAGUUUUGUGGUUACAGUUUGUUUUAAAAUUGCUGGGUUUAGAAAAGUUAGAUUGAUUGUUAAGUCUGGUUCUAAGUCCAGUUCCAAAUACAUUUAUGUUAAAGUUCUUCCUUCCGCCCCAGAUCAUUUGAAUACAGUUGGAUUUGAAACAAUUGGCGCCAUUGAUGAAAGUUUUAGAGUGGAUCCUACAGUAAUGUACAGCGACAAGUGGUCAACUUUAGAGGCACGACUGGUUGAUUGCUACGACAAUGGUGUUCAGACACUGAGUAACGACGACUACACCAUUAGCUUGAAUUUGUUCAACGAUAAGGAGGAGGAAAUACAAACGGAAUACAAGGGUGCGCAAAUUCGAAACGAAAGACUUCGAAUGCAAAUAAAGAUUAAUCAGGCCGGGGAAAAUAAUUUAUUAAUAGCUCUUACGCAAAAUAAUUUUCCAUAUCAUGAGUUCCUUUUGAAUGCGAUUCAAAUACAAGUCGACGACGCACCAUUUUACCUGGCCGGAUCGAAAUUCCGUUAUCCUGAAACUGGCGUAGCCGGGGAAGAGAUUCAGUUAAAAAUCCUUCCAUUUGAUGUAUUUGGUUGCCGCUUGCCUGCUUCCACGAGUUCGGAUUAUAAUCUGACCGGAACUAUCUCAAAUUCUCCUUCAGAUGCAAACGAGAACAAGGAAACCAUGGACUUCAAAACAAUCAAGAACGAAUCGAAUGUGGUAAUUUGCAUUUCAAUCGUCCUAAAAAGAGCUGGUAGAAGAAAGGUGAUGAUCUUUGACAAGGAUAAUAAAGGUGAGAAAACGAUCAGUCAUUUACAUUGCAAGAAAAAUUGAUUGUAAAUGAAACGUCGGUUGCGUCUAUGGACUUUGCCUUAAACCAAUAUAAUUUACGCUUCUAAUGGAUUACAACAUCUGAAAUCGAUUGCUGGGGCUUAAAAUCCCAUAGGGUACAUGGCAUGCAUACACCACGUAGAUUUCUUGCCAUGAAAAAUUGCA
Messenger RNA from Paramuricea clavata, 15409 nucleotides. Lineage: Eukaryota; Metazoa; Cnidaria; Anthozoa; Malacalcyonacea; Plexauridae. The record is from the annotation of a GenBank genome assembly.